UAAAUACACAGUUGACUUUUAACCAAUCAACAUGAAGUUCCUGAUCAUUCUUACCUUGGCCGUGGCUGCUUCGGCUUUCCCCGAGAGCGAGCUGGUGCACCGCAACCGUGUGAUGCCCGUUGUUGACGACAUCGAGGGUCGCAUCACCAAUGGACAAACCGCUACUGUCGGUCAAUUCCCCUACCAGGUCGGUCUAUCCCUGAGGGUCAAUGCUCUGUCCUCUGCCUGGUGCGGUGGCUCUUUGAUCGGCAACCAGUGGGUGUUGACCGCUGCUCACUGUACCGAUGGUAUUCAGUCUGUGACCGUCUAUCUGGGUGCUACCGUCCGUACCUCCGCUGAGGUUACCCACACCGUCCCCAGCUCCAACAUCAUUAUUCACUCCGGCUGGAACAACCAGAACUUGAGGAACGACAUCUCCUUGAUCAAGAUCCCCUCCGUCACCUACUCCAGCAAGAUUGCUGCUGUCAAGUUGCCCGCUAGAGCCAACUCCUACUCCACCUAUGAGGGUGAGACUGUCGUCGCCUCAGGCUGGGGCCGCUUGGGUGACUCAUCUAACGGCGUUGCCAACAACCUGCAGUAUGUCGACCUUAAAGUGAUCAGCAACGCUGAAUGCGCCAGAACCUACGGCACUUCGAUUGUCGUCGCCUCCAACAUUUGCGUUGGAACCCCCAACGGCAGGUCCACCUGCAAUGGUGACUCCGGUGGCCCAUUGGUGGUCAAGGGCUCCAAGAUCCAGAUUGGUUUGACCUCCUUCGGUGCCGCUGCCGGUUGCGAGAAGGGUUAUCCAGCUGCCUUCACCCGUGUUACCAGCUACUUGACUUGGAUCGCCGAUAACACUGGCCUCCAAGUUUAAAUACCAGGAACUUCAACUUGCACAUAAACAAUAAAAGUAUCUAACGAAAU
Messenger RNA from Drosophila innubila, 903 nucleotides. RefSeq names its product serine protease 1. Gene Ontology annotation, molecular function: serine-type endopeptidase activity. Gene Ontology annotation, biological process: proteolysis. The transcript has 2 exons. NCBI's taxonomy places the organism in Eukaryota, Metazoa, Arthropoda, Insecta, Diptera, Drosophilidae. The coding region runs from base 32 to 853 and encodes 273 amino acids. The record is from RefSeq and is a predicted model, not a curated record.